GGGCGGUCCCUGAGGCCGCGGAGGUCGCUCGCGUCCGUUGAACGGCCCGAGGAGGUCUUGCUGCCGUGGGUAGGGGUUUAAAAUCGUUCUAGAGGGGAACGUCUCUGUCCGAAGAGAAAAUGAGUUUAGCUCUGAGAAGUGAGCUUGUAGUAGACAAAACAAAGAGGAAAAAAAGAAGAGAACUGUCUGAGGAACAGAAACAAGAAAUUAAAGAUGCUUUUGAACUGUUUGAUACAGACAAAGAUGAAGCAAUAGAUUAUCACGAAUUAAAGGUGGCAAUGAGAGCCUUGGGGUUUGAUGUAAAAAAAGCUGAUGUACUGAAGAUUCUUAAAGAUUAUGACAGAGAAGCCACAGGGAAAAUCACCUUUGAAGAUUUUAAUGAAGUUGUGACAGACUGGAUAUUGGAAAGAGAUCCGCAUGAAGAAAUACUGAAGGCAUUUAAACUAUUUGAUGAUGAUGAUUCGGGUAAAAUAAGCUUAAGGAAUUUGCGACGCGUUGCUAGAGAAUUGGGUGAAAACAUGAGUGAUGAAGAACUUCGAGCAAUGAUAGAAGAAUUUGAUAAAGAUGGUGAUGGAGAAAUUGUUAAGAACACAUUCUUGCUUCCUGUUCGGUCUAGAUGCCUCAGUCUAGAUUUCCUAGAUCUAAAAUUCUUCAAUGAAGUAAAUCAAGAGGAGUUCAUUGCUAUUAUGACUGGUGACAUUUAAAGAAUUACAAGGAUAAACACGAAGAACAUGGCAGUUACCAUCUUAUAUUCUAUUUUUGUGCCUGAGCCAUGUAAAAAAAGAAACCAACCCAGUUCUUUUUUCCAAAAGGACCAAAAAUAAGCAUCUUAUGUAUUUGUAUUUUACUACUGAUAAGUUUCUUUGUAAGAACCAUGUUGUUAGUACCCAAAUAGUUUAGCUUUGUAUUUAUAAUACAGCUUUUAUAUAAAGUUUUUAAAAAUCAAAAUCAUGUGAUAUGUGUUCUUUGAAGGUUUUUUAUUUAAUGUUGUUAGUCACUUUUAUUUUGGUGCACAUAUUUUUCAGACUUUCAUUAAUAAAGUGUUUAUUUUAUUAGUAUUUUAAA
This is a messenger RNA of Carlito syrichta (Philippine tarsier), 1065 nucleotides long. RefSeq names its product centrin 3 (gene CETN3). The record is from RefSeq and is a predicted model, not a curated record. Lineage: Eukaryota; Metazoa; Chordata; Mammalia; Primates; Tarsiidae. The coding region runs from base 120 to 704 and encodes 194 amino acids. Gene Ontology annotation, molecular function: microtubule binding; calcium ion binding. Gene Ontology annotation, biological process: spindle pole body duplication. Gene Ontology annotation, cellular component: myosin II complex; microtubule organizing center. The transcript is spliced from 7 exons.